UCUCUCCUUUGACUCCACAAUCUCUCUCUCUCUAUAUCUCUCCCUGUCUGCAGCCACAAGCUGCAGCAGCUGCAGCAGAGCACGAAGCAUAGGUGCGCCUCGGCAAUGUCCGGCCGGUGCUUCAGCCUGACGGAAUUCAGGAACCGGUGCUACCGCUCCGCAUUCGCCCGGUGGGGCCUCCGGUCCGCCCUCACCGACCUCCGCGACGGCACCGUGGUGCACUGCUGGGUCCCCAAGGCCCGCUCCCCGGCCAAGCCCGACCUCCUCCUCAUCCACGGCCUCGGCGCCAACGCCCUCUGGCAGUGGGCCGACGUCCUCCCCCACCUCGCCCCUCACUUCAACCUCUUCGUCCCCGACCUCCUCUUCUUCGGCGACUCCUUCACCUCCCGCCCCGACCGUUCCGACUCCUUCCAGGCGCGGUGCCUGAUGCGGGUCAUGGAGGCCCAUUCGGUGCGGCGGCUGAGCCUCGUGGGGCUGAGCUACGGUGGGUUCGUGGCGUACAGCAUGGCUGCGCAGUCCAUGGAGGAAGGGGCGGCGGUGGCCGUGGAGAGGGUGGUGAUAUGCUGCGCCGCCGUGUGCAUCGAGGAGCGAGAGAUAAAGGAGGGGAUGCUGAGCGUAAGCGACCUGGAGCAGGCGGCGGGGAUCCUUGUGCCGCAGACGCCAGCGAGGCUGAGGGAGUUGAUGAGCUACACGCUCUCCCGGCAUCCACCUCUUGGGCUGAUUCCUUCCUGCUUGCUCAGUGAUUUCAUCGAUGCAAUGUGCGCUGAUUACAUCGAACAGAAGAGAGACCUGGUUCGAGAUAUCCCAAGAAAUCGAAAAGUAUCCGAAAUCCCAAAGAUCACCCAGCCCACGUUGAUAAUCUGGGGAGAGCAUGACCAUAUCUUCCCAGUGGAGCUGGGUCACAGGCUUAAGAGGCAUAUAGGAGACAAUGCACAUCUCGUGGUCAUCAAGGAUACAGGACACGCCUUCAACAUGGAGAAACCGAAAGAGUUCCACAAGCUUUUGAAGAUGUUCCUCGUUGAUCGGCAGCCUCCUCCAGCAAGCUCAUCGCCGGAUUAUGAAAGUGAGAAAUGCACUACAGAAGAGAGAACGAGCGAUAAUGGUAGCGAUCCAAAGACGAAGGCAACAGCCUCAACAAAUGCUCCUUCACAAGCAUAGACUCAUUGGGCCGAGGGCAUAUACAGGCCAUUCGAAUCAAUUCUUUGGUUUAUUUAUGAUCCAUUCGUGACUCCAAGGUGCAUUUAUAUGGAGGUAACCCCUCCCUGAUGCAAGGAAACGAACAGGUCCUGAAUUGUAUAUGAGACGGACAUCUUCCAUUCUCCUCUUAACUCAUGUAACGUUUUGGCAUUCUAAACCAUGACAGUUGAUU
Eucalyptus grandis is the source of this 1369-nucleotide messenger RNA. Its product is annotated as 2-hydroxy-6-oxo-2,4-heptadienoate hydrolase. The record is from RefSeq and is a predicted model, not a curated record. The transcript has 5 exons. Lineage: Eukaryota; Viridiplantae; Streptophyta; Magnoliopsida; Myrtales; Myrtaceae. Gene Ontology annotation, molecular function: catalytic activity. Bases 106 to 1158 code for a protein of 350 amino acids.